Molecule: messenger RNA, 3871 nt
Organism: Sceloporus undulatus (fence lizard)
Lineage: Eukaryota; Metazoa; Chordata; Lepidosauria; Squamata; Phrynosomatidae
Gene: DPEP1
Product: dipeptidase 1
Exons: 9
Coding region: 1059-2381 (440 amino acids)
Biological process (GO): proteolysis
Molecular function (GO): metallodipeptidase activity
Source: RefSeq, a predicted model, not a curated record
UCUUAGGAAUGAGGAAGGCUCUGUCUGCAACCUUGGAGAAGAAAGAUCUGCUCAUACGGAUCCUGACCCACAAGGAGGAAGGCAAAGUCAGGUGGGAAAGCCUCACAGGCCUUUUGCACCUUUAUUGUUGCAAACAGCCCAGGAUAGAAAACCAGGGCUGCAUCUGCACUGCAGGGAUAAUGCAGCCUGGCACCGCUUUAACUGAGAGAAAAGGUGAAAUAUCUGACAAAGGCUACAAAAAAGUUUGAUGUCUUUUCUGUCUAAAAAGGUCCCAGUGUCUCACCCAAGUACAGAUCCCAGGUUUCUGUAGGAUGGAGCCUGGGAUUUGUAGUCCCAAGAGGUUACUGCUGUUGCAAGCAGCUAAUACUUUAUAUGCUUGUAAGGCUCUUCCGUUUCCUCUGUUGGAAGAAGAGGAUUGCCUUCUGUUUCUAUUUCAAGGCAGCUGUCAAAAGCUCUUGACUUUGGGCUCCUGUGCAAGCCAUCAGUCUUAAGGAAUCUGAACUGAAUGGAAAGGAAAAUUGCCAUUAACAAGACCUCGGAGCAGGCAAAAUCCAGGGCAGGGAGGACAAAUGCAAAAGCAAUGCCACCAGUGCCAAGAAAGCCAUCAGAGUGCCCUGCAGGUGACAGAGUUCAGGAAGCCAUGGAGAUGAACACAACACAAAGGUUGUAUACUUUCAUGUAUCAUAAAAGAUGAUAAAAUCAGCCUUGGCAAGACUUUGGCCCUGCAUAAUUGUCCCAGGGCAGGAAAAAAUGUGCCCUGAUGAGCCAAGUACCAUUCACCUGUCUAGGUAUAAAAGUUUACGACUGGGCAUAAACAAGGCCUUUUUACCCUUUACAAAAAUUCAGUAUUCUCCUCUUUUCACCUUCUCUGCAGGGAAUAAAGGGGGAAAGGGGAUUUCCUCUUAGCUGCUUCAAUCUUUUUGGAGAAGCGGGAUACAAAUAAUAAUAAUAAAAAUAAUAAUUAUUAUUAUUGUUACUCUAAAUCUAGUAAAUACUCAAUUGAAAAUGGAGUAUUCCCAAUUGAGAGUCCAUAUACUCUCGAUCUAUUCCAAAGGGGAAUGGCCACUUCUGGGAGCUUCCAGGAAAGGCAAUUGGUCCUCUUGCUUCUUUUUGACCAGAAGGAAAUCGGUUUAAGGGAUCUGCAACUGUGGGCCACAAGAAAGCCUUGGAGGAACUACAGGGGUGCAUUCAAAGCAAUGCCACACAAUGCCCACUGUUCAAUGGGAUUUCCUCCCCCCCCCCCUUAUAGGCACAAUGACCUGCCCUGGCAGCUGCUGAAGGAAUUCAACAACCAGCUCUCCUUGGCCUCGGCCAACUUGACCCACCUGGAAAUGACUCACACCAACAUCCAGAAGCUGCGCUUGGGACAUGUGGGUGCGCAGUUCUGGGCAGCCUAUGUCCCUUGCGAGACCCAGAACAAAGAUGCUGUAAAGCGAACCUUGGAGCAGAUUGAUGUCAUUCAUCGGAUGUGCCAUAGAUACCCAGAUGACUUUGAGUGUGUCACAGACAGUGCAGGCAUUGAGAAUGCUUUUCGUGCCGGACGGGUGGCCAGUCUGAUCGGUGUGGAGGGUGGACACUCCAUUGACAGCAGCUUGGCCGUCCUGCGCACCUUCUACCAGCUGGGCGUGCGCUACAUGACCCUGACUCACAGCUGCAACACACCUUGGGCUGACAACUGGUUGGUGGACACAACUUCAGAGCAUCCCGUCCAUCAGGGUUUGAGUGAAUUUGGGAAGCGCGUGGUCAAGGAAAUGAACCGCCUGGGCAUGGUGGUCGACUUGGCCCAUGUCUCUGUGGACACAAUGAAUGAUGCUCUGGAUGUCUCCCAGGCACCAGUGAUCUUCAGCCACUCCUCUGCCUAUGCUAUUUGUGCACAUCGGCGCAAUGUCCCAGAUGAUGUUCUCCUCCGAGUGAACAAGUCCCAAGGCCUGGUCAUGGUGAACUUCUACAACGACUACGUCUCAUGCAGCCGCCAAGCCAACCUCACGCAGGUGGCAGACCACCUGGACCACGUCAAACGCGUUGCUGGAGCAGGCGCUGUUGGUUUUGGAGGGGACUAUGAUGGUGUUACCAGACUCCCAGAGGGCUUGAAGGAUGUCUCUGGAUACCCGGACUUAGUCGCAGAGCUGCUGAGACGGAAAUGGACGGAGGAAGAAGUGAGAGGCGCCUUGGCCUACAACCUAUUGAGGGUCCUCCGGCAAGUGGAGCAGGUGCGAGAUGCGCUGGCUCACCAAGCCGUGGCUCCGGAUGACCUCCCCAUUGCAUUUGAGGCGCUUCAAGGAGAAUGUCGCACCCGCUAUGGGUACCUGGACAGUGGGGACCAUAGCAGACUCCGGCCGGCCGUGUCCGCCUUCCUUCUCUUGCUCCUAUUCCUUCUCUAGGAAACCCAACAACUGCUCCUUCCUUGGUGCAACUCUUUCUUGGGCAACUCUUCCUGGGAGAGAGGUUUUCCUGCGUGAGUCCAUUCUAGGGAAGCCAAACCUUGACUAUUUCGUUCUCACAUAAAUUGGUUGUCAUAGAAAAAUCAGAAAUAUUCAAAAUUGUGUUAAGAGGGAAUUAUUAUCCAGAGAGAAACAUGUUUUCUUUACAGAGCACCUGUUAUCUGCACAUUAUUUUAUCUGCAUAGAAAACUCAUUUUCUGUGCAGGAAACAGGGUUUGUAUGUGUGCAAAAAAAAAAAAAAAAACCCAUAUGUUUUUCUCUGCAGAAUUAAUUCCUGUACAAUAUUCCAGGAUGUCAAAUAACAGGAGAAAACUGUUCAAGAUUCUGACUGGUCUGGAGUUCUUGGCUGCCCAAAAACCCCCAAACAAACACCAUUUUCCAACCUGGUAAUGAAUAAUUAUUGAAUAUUAUUUGCAUCCCUAGUCCAUUCCGCCGCUGAACAGCUCUUACCGGUGGAAAGUUCUUCCUUCUCUCCCUUUGAAUGUCUACUAUUGUUUUGUGUCCUUCCCUCUGGAACAGCACAAAAACAAGCUGACAAUCCCUCCAGAUAUUAAAAGCAGGCUCUCGCCUAACUUCUCAGUCUUCUCUUCUCCAGGCAAAAAAUAACCAGCUCCCUUAAACUGGAACUGGUUGUCAUUCCAGCCUCCGCAAGACCUUAUGUGGAACCAAAAACUGACAUAUAGUGUUGCUGUGAGAUCUGUUUUAUGGGUGGGAAAUGGAGAUAGCAGGUGUUUUGCAGCUGAAGAAGCACCACAAAAUCCUUUAGCAGAUGGGUUCCAGUAUCCCCUCCUUGCAAAGGGUAGAACUGGCCAACAAAUGCUUUCCCCAUGAGGAAACUCCAUUUCCCCCAGCUGCCCAUUGGGAAAGGACCCCAAAAUUGAAUGCACACACUCCCCUAGGGCAAAGGAAGAUGGGCAAUGUGGUUUGUAUGUGCAGAAGCAAAGAAACAAAAUCAAAGUCUGCAUCCCAAUAGCCACCAGAACUGCAAAACCAGGAGUUUUCUCCCCUGGACUGCUUUAUUCCCAGCUGCAGCAGAUCCUUUCUCAGCUUUAGGCUGCCAAGCUAAAGCAGAAGUAUCCAGCUGGGUCCAUCAACGGGCAUAUUAGCCCUUUCUACGCCACCAAAAAGUUGCUCACGUUUGGCCAGGAUGCUCACAAGGACUCUAAAACCUAUCUGCCUGGUAGCAUGAACCAUAUUUCCUAUAUAGGGCCAGUGGGGAGUAUGGGCCAGAGAUGCCCACCUCUGCUCUGAUAUUCGUUUCUAUGUCCAACUCUGUGCCUGCCAACUCUGCCCAAUGCUUGAGGUUAUUCUGAUGGAUGACAUCACCCUUGUGACAUCAUAGAGAUUUGGGGCCUGAGCCUGGGAUAACCCUGACCUUACAGUCUUAAUUUCCAGAUGUAUUUCUUGUAAUAAAUUUUCCUUUUUUAAAA